CCUCCGCUCUGAAUGGAGGACUAGUAAAGAAAGCAGCAUGGGUGGUGGCUUCUGCAGAGAAGCUAUAAGUAAGGGACUGCCGCGCGGCGAUAUCUUGUAACCUGUGGAUUCAAGAGCAUUAUAGCUAGUAAACGACGGGGUCCCAGUUCAUUAUGGUUUCCCUGAAGCAAACAUUUUCCAAGGCCCUCCUCACCCUGCUGGUGGGCCAGUCUGCUGCCCUAAGCUUUUUCCCUUCCAUCAGGGCCAACAGCCUGCAACUGGCCUCGGUACUAGGUAUCGAUGGUCACACCGCCAGGUUCAAUCCGGAAAAGAUUGCAGAGGCUGCUAUUGCCCGCGGUCGAGGCUCAGAAGUCCCAGCCCAGCGGAUAUCAGUCCCGAUUGACCACGAUGAUCCGUCUGUGGGAUCCUACAAGAAUCGCUACUGGGUUUCGACAGACUUUUAUAAGCCCGGCGGUCCUAUCUUCGUGCUGGAUGGCGGCGAAGGCAACGCCUACAACCUAGCACAGGCGUUUCUGGGCGGAUCCGACAAUUUCUUCGCAGACUACCUGAAAGAAUUUGGUGCGAUUGGCCUUGUGUGGGAGCAUCGUUACUAUGGCGAAUCAUUGCCCUUCCCUGUCAACACGAGCACGCCAAAUGAGCAUUUCGAGUACCUCACCAACCGCCAGGCGUUAGCCGAUAUUCCCUACUUCGCUGAGAAAUUCAGCCUCAACGGGACCGACUUGAGCCCCAAGUCUGCCCCAUGGGUCAUGCUCGGUGGCUCGUACCCGGGCAUGCGGGCGGCAUUCACUCGCAAUGAGUACCCGGACACCAUCUUCGCUUCUUUCGCCAUGUCCGCGCCAGUCGAGGCUCGGGUCAACAUGACCAUCUACUUCGAACAAGUCUACCGCGGCAUGGUCGCGAACGGCUUCGGAGGCUGCGUCAAAGACCUACAAGCCAUCAACGACUACAUCGACAGCCAACUAGACAAGAAUGGCCAGGCCGCAGACGACAUCAAGCGUCUCUUCAUCGGAAAAGAAGGCAUCCACAACUCCAACGGCGACUUCACCGCCGCGCUGGGGAGCAUCUACAACCUCUUCCAAAGCUACGGGGUAGAAGGCGGCAAAGGCAGUCUCUCCCAGCUCUGCAAGUACCUCGACAAAGACGCCAGCCCCAAUGGUAUAGCCCCAAAAAUUGGGGCGGACAAGCUGACAGAAAAGUUCGCCGCUUGGCCCGAGCUACUCUUCCUGGUCAACAUCUUCGGCAGCACCAAUUGCAGAGGACAGGACAACACAACUGAGACAUCCUGCGAACUAGGCCAGCGGUUCUCCGAACCCGACACCAUCAGCUGGACCUGGCAGUACUGCACCGAAUGGGGCUACCUCCAGGCCGACAAUUUGGGUCCCCACUCCAUGCUGUCUAAGUACCAAUCCCUGGAGUACCAGCAAUCCAUCUGCUACCGGCAGUUCCCCGGCGCACGCAAGAGCGGCCUGAUCCCCGCCCACCCAGAGGCCGACGAAACUAAUGCCGAAACAGGCGGGUGGUCUAUCCGACCCUCGAAUGUCUUCUGGAGCGCUGGCGAGUUCGACCCCUGGCGUACGUUGACGCCGUUGUCGAACGAGACGUUCGCGCCCCAGGAUGUGCAUAUCACCACGAAUAUCCCCAAGUGUGGCGUUGAGACCCCCGAGAACGUGCUCUUCGGCUAUGUCAUUCCUAACGCGGAGCAUUGCUUUGAUUUUGACUUGGGCUAUAAGCCUGCUGACAAGUCGCGGAAGCUGUUCAGUCUCGCUCUGAAGAAGUGGCUCCCGUGCUGGCGGGCAGAGCAUGCACCUAAGCAAGGCCAGGUACAGAGGAAGUGGAUGUAGAAGGAGCUUCUUUGGCU
Molecule: messenger RNA, 1858 nt
Organism: Aspergillus alliaceus
Lineage: Eukaryota; Fungi; Ascomycota; Eurotiomycetes; Eurotiales; Aspergillaceae
Product: serine carboxypeptidase S28-domain-containing protein
Exons: 3
Coding region: 153-1841 (562 amino acids)
Biological process (GO): proteolysis
Molecular function (GO): dipeptidyl-peptidase activity; serine-type exopeptidase activity
Source: RefSeq, a predicted model, not a curated record